AUGAAAAUUGUGGUUAAGGAGGGAUUCGUUAAAGGCCUAUACGUUGGCGUACGACCCGCUCUGAUCGGCGAUAUCCUCGAGAAGUCUGUCCUAUUCUUCGCCUACGAUGUGUGUCAGCAAUGUGUCUCUUAUUUCAGAGGCUCAGACCAAUUGACCACUUUUGAUAAGGCAUUAUCAGGAUUUUAUGCAUCGUUUUUCUCAUGUAUGGUCUGUUCUCCUCCGGAACUAAUAAAAGUCAAAUUACAGGCGUUAAGAGAAACUGGAGUCAACACUAAUAUUAGUUCCGUUCAAAUGACGCGACAGAUACUACGCGAAGAAGGUGUGCACCGAUUCCUGAGUCUUAUUUGCGACACAAUAUCACAAAUACAAAACUCUUUGUCCGCAGGAAUUGUGGGCCUCUAUCGAGGGCUGGCCUUAACGCUGAUCCGAGAGAUGCCCGGAUACUUCUUCUACUUCGGUGGCUACGAGUUGGCCAAACAAACGAUGUCCUCAAACGCACCGCCGUAUCAAUCGCAAGAAUUGGGGUUCGCGAAGACAACGAUCGCCGGCGGAAUCGGUGGCGUGUGUUUCUGGACGUCGAUGUUUCCGUUCGACGUGAUUAAGUCGAGGGUUCAGAUCGGUUCCGGCGCCGUACCGAAGAUGGCCUCUGUUUUUGUGGACAUUGUCCGCACGGAGGGCUUCCGCGGUCUGUACAGCGGUCUGUGGCCAACCCUAUUGCGGGCGUUUCCCACUCACGCCGCGCUCUUUCUCGCCUACGAGUACUCGAAGCAAACAGUACCUAGAGUGCCCGCACUUCGAGACGUGUUGCGCCUCAAGAGCGACGUCUUUAGAGCCAUGUUUUCCGGAGAGUUCACAGAAUCUCAACAGAAAGAGAUCCGCAUCGAAGACAUCACUGUCUCGGCGUUCAAAACGAUGAUUCAAUUCCUAUACACCGAUCGACUCGUGUUGGCCGACGAGCGGGACUUCGGUCUCAUCGGCGACGCUCUCCAGUGCGCCGACAAAUACCGAGCCCUACGGCUGAUGGACGCCAUCGGCCAACACUUGUCCGCCGCGAUGACCGUCCAGAACGUCGAGAGUGUGGCCAAAAUGGCGUUCGGCUAUCGAAUGGAUUCGCUGAUCGAUUCGGUGAAAGAGAUGUUUGACAAACAUUUCGACCAAAUCUUGCGUAAAGAGCAGAAAGUGUUGAACAAAUUGAAUGACACGACAAACAACUUGUGGUUAGAAGUGAUGACAAAGAAUUUGUUGCGAACCCAAGAAUAUUCCGGAAACAAUCGCGUUGUGGUUAAGAGACGAAGAAUCAAUGAUUAUUUCGACUUUUUCAGCAAUGAUUACUAA
Medioppia subpectinata is the source of this 1335-nucleotide messenger RNA. The record is from the annotation of a GenBank genome assembly. NCBI's taxonomy places the organism in Eukaryota, Metazoa, Arthropoda, Arachnida, Sarcoptiformes, Oppiidae.